UGCGCAAGGUUAUGCAACAUUUGUAAUUGCAAUUUUUUUUGCAAAUUUUUCUAUAUAUGAACUUAUAAAACCAGAAGUUUAUGUUUAACAAACACUAGCGUUAGUGGUUGUUUUAUUACGAUUUAUUUCCUUGCUGGUUUAAUGAUGUACCGAACUAACCGAAGUAUAAACUCUGUGAGCUUGUUCAUCGCUAUAUUGUUGCUGAAUGGCUAUGAAGCAGCAGGAAAGAAUGCCCUUUUUGGUGCAAUUGCAGAACCGAAAACGCAUUGCAACUGUCAAUUAAAAGCCGGUAAGCUAGCUGAUCGUAUUAGUUUGGACGACAUUGCUGUAUCGUUUACAGUCACUAUAAUGGACAGUUCAAAUAGCACGUCGAUGGGGGUAAAUAGACGUUUCGUUUUGGUCAGAAAAAUGAGAGCUGAGUUUUUACUGGCACUUCCUGACGACAGUGAAAUACUGUCACUAACGACCUUGAAACAUUCUGUGCAGUCCUCCAGUGUUAAAAUGUACCCAGCGAAUGAUACAAAUUGUUUUAAUCGCCUUGACGCGAUUUGCAAAGACUUGGUGAUAGUAGCAGCAUUUUACAAAAACACAGAAUUCAAUGUAGAACCUGGUAGCCCAGUCUGUUUUCCACCUUUGGAGGGAAAGAAUAAGACUGAUGAUAGUGAUGUUGUUCAUCGAUGCUGUACAUGGAAGGAAAAUUUAAACAAUGGGUUUGUAAACUGUUCACAAGUUAUCCAUCCUAAUGAUUGGGUGUCCUAUGCCAUAAUUGCUGUACAAGUUGUCAGUGCUGUACUUUUCUUGAUUGCACCUUUGUUAUUUAAGUACUUGCCAACUAGAGAUAGCCAGAUUGUUCGUCGGUCAAGAGUCACUGGACCAAAACGUCUUGGUUAUUCAAACUAUUUGGCUACACCUGUUGACUCACUUGCUACAAAUAGAAAGCUACUCACUCUUGUUGAACCAUUAUCUUUUGUCACAUGUGGUGGAGAUGAAGCACAGGCAUGUUACUCUAGACUUUGUCGAGUCAUUGGACUGUUAAUCUUUCCAUUGAUAUUUUGUGCAUGUGUUUGGGUGUUUUUAGUCGACAACAAUAACACAUCGAUAAGGAGCAAUGUUACUUACUACACAGGCUUGAUUGGGUUUCUCAAGCAGCCAGUGGAAUAUUAUGUCUUUGCCAUUGUCCUUUUUUGCAUUAUUGUGCUUAGUGUAUUAGUACUUAUUCCUGGGCGGUUGUCUGGAUUGGGUAGAUCUUUGUCCGGUCGGAAAGAUGAAAAAACCUUUCUUGGUUUCCCAAAACCCGAGCAGUACCUCAAUCAUCACACAGGAAAAACAGGUUUUCAGUUUAUGCAAUCAAAUAUGGUAUUUCACUUGAAGUGCUGUAUUGAUGCUGGAUUCUGGGUUUUUAUAAUGAAAAUCAUUUUUGCACCAUGUACAUGGCUGCUGACAUAUUGCUGUUGUCCUGGUAGAAGUACUACACCAGAACAAUCAGAAACAGUUGACUUUGAUCAGGAUUAUGAAACUCCCAAAAUUUGUUUGGUUCUAGGAUUUAUUCUCCUUCCAGUUAUCAUGGCCUUGUGGAUACCAUUUGUUAUUUUCUGUCUUGUGGUUUAUAUAACACCAGUUGGAUAUGUUGCUUUUCGGAUUUGUCGUCUUCUUUAUAGUCAGGAUAUACCUCUCAGCAGUGACUGUUGUGAGCGACUUCCCUCUUGUAUUCGAAUAGUUCUUGUUUCAUUUCUAUAUUGUAUGUUCAUAUUAUUCUGUAGUUCUGUUCUGGGUUCUUAUGUAUUUUUGACAUCAAUGUUUGGAGUAUUUUUCUACAUUCUUGGAAAGAUAUUUCUUUACACAUUAAUUGGUCUUGGCUUCAAUGUAAAGUUUUUUAUUCCCUACACAGUUUCUGCUUUCUUUGUUAUUUUCUACAUUUGGAGAGCAUUUUCUCAUUACAUUUCUGUUUAUGAGAACUUGCGGAUUGUUCUUUUUGAGGAAUGCGAAAAGUAUGAGCAACAGGAGCCAAUGAAUAUCCAGCCAACGUCAAGUGCAAGUGAUAGCUCCAGUAUGACAUCAACCCAAGCUGCAGGGCCAGGAUUGUUGCUCUUGGAUAAUAACUAUGCCCCAUCAAUUCCAUUCAAUCUCUAUGUUGCUGUCUACCGUCGACUCAGACCAAGAGGGAAAACAUUCUUCAUAAUUGUGAUGAAACUGCUGUUAACAUUAGUUUAUCUGUCCAUAGCAUUUGCAGCCAUUAUGUCUCUAAAUAAUGCUGAGGACACAUCAACCUAUGUACAAGCUGUCUUCCUGUGUGCAACAUUUGCUCUUCCUUUGGUAUUGUUCCAUGGUAAUUCAUCCCAUUCAAAGAAAAGGAGAAAAGAUCUUGAGUAUCAAGUGAGAUUUAUUAUACACCGAUAUGUCUCUAAGUUGGGGAGCACUUCUGAACCUAUUGAUAACACUACAGUUGAGGCUGGGGGAAAUGUUGAGUUUGUUCAGCCUGGAAAGAAUGACUUGUUUGAUAUAUGAUUUUAAGUAAAGAUUGAUGGCAUUGAUUCCAAAAACUUUCACCAUACUGUUGGAUAAUUAAUAUGAUUUUGUGUGUGUAACAAGAUGAUAACAUUCGAUAAUGUUGGAUGAUUAAUAUAUAAAUAAAACGGAAGGCAAUUUUAUUUUAUAGCAUUGUAAAGCAGAAUUUGAGACCACCUCUGACAUUAAGUAUAAUAAACUGAUCCAAUUUGUGCUCCAAGCAUUCUAAUUAUUAAACAAUGCUAGAAAUAAACAACGCGGACAUAGGCGUACGGGUGCAACUUUGUUUGAGAGGGCGAAAAAAAUCGCCUGAAUUUUCCAGAUUUACCAGAUUUGUAACAAUAAACUUGGCAAAGCAGCGGAUUUGCUUUCAAGAAAAUGUAACAAAAAUGGCCAAAUAGAGUACCCAUAUAUGAUAUAUAUUACAAAAUUUGGUUCUAAAAAUUUUAGCUCUGUAACUCUUUUUCAGUUUGCCUGAAUAUCUUGAUUCUCGAAAUUUUGUUCCGUACGCCUAUGAACGCAAAUAGAGUAUAAACAGUGAUCGAAUAUGUCCAAUAGAGU
This is a messenger RNA of Dendronephthya gigantea, 3066 nucleotides long. RefSeq lists its product as uncharacterized. The transcript has a single exon. NCBI's taxonomy places the organism in Eukaryota, Metazoa, Cnidaria, Anthozoa, Malacalcyonacea, Nephtheidae. The record is from RefSeq and is a predicted model, not a curated record. Bases 142 to 2505 code for a protein of 787 amino acids.